CCGAACAGUAAUUUUGUAUAACACAUUCAUAUGGGUGGUCUGAUAUGAAUUUAAUAAAGUGGCGUAUUUAAUAAUCAAUUAAAAUUAUUGUUACUGAACAAGUGAUGCCAUUAUUAAGUUAAUCUUUAAAAUGUAAAUUAUAACGUAAUAAAAUUUAAUUUAAUACCACUUAGUUUACAAGUCUCGGUGUUUAUUUAAAAAUUACAAAAAUGUUUAACUAUAAAUAUCUCACUAGGGAACACCUAGAAGGCUUCGAUAAUUACAAGUACAUGGCAAUAGACACCAGUCCCCUAAGUGUUUAUGUUAUGCAUCCAUUUUGGAACAAAGUUGUAGAGCUGGUACCACGAUGGGUCGCACCGAACGUCCUUACAUUCGUCGGCUUUCUUCUCACUGUCCUAGAUUUCGUUCUACUCUCAUACUACGACUAUGACUACAGCGCUGCGAGUACUUCGGUCCACAACAUGACCAGCCCUGAUCAGCCUUUGAACGGGCAUCCUGAAGUUAUACCACAGAAGUUAUGGUAUCUACUUGCUGCUUUUCUCUUCCUUGCUUAUACUUUAGAUGGUAUCGAUGGUAAACAGGCUAGAAGAACACAAACAUCUGGACCUUUAGGAGAGCUUUUUGACCAUGGUCUAGAUUCGUAUUCAGUUUUCUUCAUACCAGCCUGUCUUUAUUCUAUAUUUGGACGAUGGGACUUCUCUAUACCGCCUAUUAGAAUGUACUAUGUGAUGUGGAACCUACUUCUCAACUUCUACUUGAGCCACUGGGAGAAGUACAACACUGGGGUACUCUUUCUACCCUGGGGGUAUGACUUCAGUAUGUGGGCGUCAACCCUCCUGUUUGUGUGGACGGGUAUACACGGCACUGGGUACUACAAGCGGUACAUAUUUGGUACAUACACUCUGGCCAAUGGCUUCGAAUGGCUUAUUUACGGCACGGGAAUAUUCACAAAUCUGCCUGUAGCUAUCUACAAUACAUACAGGUCGUACACUCUUCGUACAGGCAAGAUGCGUUCAUUCAGUGAAGCUUUAAGACCUCUAUGGUCUAUUCUAGCUGUGUUCACAGUGACCACAGUUUGGGUGCACAAGUCCAGUGUACUACCAGACUACGAUCUCAGAGUUGUCUUCUUGUUAAUCGGAACUAUAUUUAGUAAUGUUGCGUGUCGUCUGAUAGUAAGUCAGAUGAGCGGACAGCGGUGCGAGGGUGUGAGCGCGCUGGUGUGGGCGGUGUGCGCGUGCGCCGCGCUCGGCGCGCUGCUCCCCGCGCACGAGGUGACGCUGCUGUACUCACUCACCGCGCUCACUGUGGCCGCACAUCUACACUACGGCGCUUGUGUGGUACGCCAAAUGUGCGACCACUUCAGAAUAAGCUGUUUCCAUAUAAAGCAACGCUCAGAUUGACUCUUAGAUGACAAUGCGUGCUAAGAUGACAUGACAUAUACACCGUGACAUAACUGCAUAUGCUAUAGUAAGAACAACUUAUCUGACCCGGUCGGCACAAUCCAAACUAUAGUCUGACAUACUAUGGCCCGGUGAGAGGCGCUACUAUC
This is a messenger RNA of Papilio xuthus (Asian swallowtail), 1549 nucleotides long. RefSeq names its product ethanolaminephosphotransferase 1. Gene Ontology annotation, biological process: phosphatidylethanolamine biosynthetic process. The record is from RefSeq and is a predicted model, not a curated record. NCBI's taxonomy places the organism in Eukaryota, Metazoa, Arthropoda, Insecta, Lepidoptera, Papilionidae. The coding region runs from base 210 to 1400 and encodes 396 amino acids. Gene Ontology annotation, molecular function: ethanolaminephosphotransferase activity. Gene Ontology annotation, cellular component: Golgi apparatus; endoplasmic reticulum membrane. The transcript is spliced from 9 exons.